UGUGUAAGGCGUGUGGCGUGGAAUAAAGUCCUGAGUGCGCGCAUACGCAACGACCACGAGCGGGUUACCAAACUAUUGGAGAAAGACAAAGAGAAGACCUCUGCUGAGCAAGCCACUGCCACUCGCGUACUGUGUUCUAUAGCUGGAUUCAAAGCGUGGAUGAAGGUCGGUUAG
Messenger RNA from Sphaeroforma arctica JP610, 174 nucleotides. RefSeq lists its product as hypothetical. The annotation marks the transcript as partial. The transcript has a single exon. The record is from RefSeq and is a predicted model, not a curated record. NCBI's taxonomy places the organism in Eukaryota, Ichthyosporea, Ichthyophonida.